Messenger RNA from Hydractinia symbiolongicarpus, 762 nucleotides. RefSeq lists its product as uncharacterized. The record is from RefSeq and is a predicted model, not a curated record. Bases 160 to 630 code for a protein of 156 amino acids. Lineage: Eukaryota; Metazoa; Cnidaria; Hydrozoa; Anthoathecata; Hydractiniidae. The transcript is spliced from 2 exons.
CUUUUAUAACUUUUGUUUAAUUAUUCAAAGCAUUUUUUUUCUUAUAUGUAAGUAUACGUAUAAAUAUAGGGUUUAAUUACAGACAGUUACGGAGUACAGUACGAAAAGAGACUCUAAAUCAAAAAGGACAAUCUUGGUUAGGUAACUUUACUAUAUAGGAUGGAAUAUAUACACACAUUUAUUUUACUUGCCAUGGUAUCCUGCACCAUGUGCGCAUUAACUAGCCAAUCGGAAAGUAUACCCUUGUUUCGCUGUCAAAGAAGAUGUUUAAACAUUUAUUACAAAUGUAGCAACGGUGAAGAAUUAGCUGAGAUCGAUUGUAAACAAUUACGGCAUAGUUGCAGCGAACUAUGCAAUCAACUGUACCAAGAAUAUUACGGUAACGACGCAAAGACAAGCGAAAAGAAAUCAACAAUAGACGAAUUUAAAUUGUCCACUGACGAAAAAAAAUCCAUGUCAGCCGAAAACGAAAUUACAACUAAAGAUUCAAAUGAUGGUGUGGUUGUGAAAAGGGCGUGCCUGAAUGAUUGCGAAGGAGUCCGAGAUUUAUGUUUUACUGUAUCUACUAAUAUCGCAGGUGUAUUUGAUUGCAACAUGUCAAACAGAAUUUGCCGAGAGUCCUGCGGCUGAAAAGCAAAACAAAUCUGAACACGUAGGAAUCCUUGCUACUAAACUCAUAUAAAUUGUAUUAUUUAAAUCAAUUAUUUGUGUGAAUAAUUAACUUAAUGAAGUAAUAAUUUGUAAAGAAAAUUCACCUCUAAA